Molecule: messenger RNA, 1020 nt
Organism: Blepharisma stoltei
Lineage: Eukaryota; Ciliophora; Heterotrichea; Heterotrichida; Blepharismidae
Source: the annotation of a GenBank genome assembly
AUGGGUGGAGUUUUAAAUAUUUUUUAUUAAAUGUAUGACUUGGUAUUUAUAAUAGUAAUAAAUUAUUUUAUAUUGAAAUAAUUAUUAUUGUUCUCUGUCACCCAUAAGAAAGAGGGAAAUGGAAGGUCACCAUUUUGGAUUGCCGACCUGAGCAACCUGUCAAAGGGAUUAGCUUACUAAGGCAGAGCUGUAAAUUGCACCGAUGGUCCAGACAAGGGAAGUAGGCAAAACCUGUCUAGUCCAUCUGGCUGGGACACGAAAACUUUCAGGGUAUAACAAAAUUCCCCUCUUCGGCAAGGCAUCCCACUACUUCAAAAUCCUUUUUUCAGCUUCAUCAGGAUGGGUCCUACCUGCUCCAUAGCAGUGCUAAUUUUCGUCAGCAUCACCAUUUUAUUUCUUAUAUUGAAAAAAGGUAUCAAUCAAAUAAACUAUAGGUAAAUUGGUUUAAAAUACAAUAACAUGACUUAUCAAAAACCUUUGAUAAGUCCUGCACUGCAGCGAUGUAUUAUAUAAUUAGUAAGUAUCCCUAAACUAAGGGAGCUACACACAAAAAUGAUAAAUCUUUCAAUGAGCUUUGCAAUGACCUAUGAAGAAUUUAAAGAAAUUUUCAAUGAAUCUGAUUUUAAUGUAUGAGAUACCGAUUCAAAUGGGGUUAUAGAAGGGCUUGAAGUCUUAGCUGGGCUUGUUUUAUUUGCUGAUGCUUGUCCAGAUGAUAAAGUUCAAUGUAAAAUUAACACAGUUUUAUUCAAUCUGUUUGAUUUCAAUAGAGAAGAUGCAAUUUCAAGGACAGAUCUUCAGCUAUUAGCCUACGUAACUUUGACGUCUGUAUGCAAAAUUCUUGGAUAUUCAAGAGACAUCAAUAUUCAAGAACCAAGCCAGACAGUUGCGAAUUAUUUUCAUUCUAAUGUAAAAAUCAAUUUUUCAGCACUACUGGAAUUUUGUUUGCAUUCACAACAAGUAACCCAGCUAUUAACUGUUGUAAACAGCUCAAUAAAUAAUAGAAGCCAAAGCCAUAGUUAA